Lethenteron reissneri (Far Eastern brook lamprey) is the source of this 4307-nucleotide messenger RNA. Its product is annotated as cystathionine beta-synthase-like protein. Lineage: Eukaryota; Metazoa; Chordata; Hyperoartia; Petromyzontiformes; Petromyzontidae. Gene Ontology annotation, cellular component: cytoplasm. Gene Ontology annotation, molecular function: cystathionine beta-synthase activity. The record is from RefSeq and is a predicted model, not a curated record.
UUAGCCGCCUGGCCUGGCCAUGCUCAGCCUUCUUUUGCUCUCAGCUGCUGCUCAUCCUGUUUGACUGCUUGCUCUCAUUCUCUCGCUUUCUCUCUCUCUCGCUCGCUCGUUCGUCCGUCCCAUCCAUCCCAUCCACAGCAGCGAGUGGCUCGAAUCUGCGAGUCACAUCAUCCACACACUCACACACGUGUGUAGGCGAGAAGCGAAAGGCGUCUUUGCAAACCGGAUUCUCGUCCGGCGCGGCAAUAAUAGGCCACUGUAAUUUAUUAUAAUAAUUUUUAUUCUGCUUCUGUGCGCGCUCACGUUGAUGUAAUUUUUUUGGUCGUGAGUCAUUGCGAACAAGCCGACUGCAACACCUGCGAAGGGAGGAUGACGCCGACCCCAGUGAAGGAGCAGCAGAAGCCCAAGGAGGCCAACGGCUGCCCCUACUCCCCCGCGGGGCAGCUCGCCGCGGGCAUCGCGAAGCUCACGACGGCGCCACAGACGACGACGACGCCGCCUCAGAACGGCGAGGCGGAGGUGGCGGGGGAGCGCGCUUGGAUCUCGCCGGCGCUGCCCAGUCGCUGCACCUGGUACCUGGGCACCAAGGACACGUCGCCUCACUUGCACGCCGCUCCAAAAGAACGUCCCAAAGUCUUGCCGAACAUUCUGUCAAACAUCGGGAACUCGCCCAUGGUUCGCAUCAACAACAUCGGCAAGACCUAUGGACUCAAGUGUGAAAUUUUGGCCAAAUGCGAGUUCUUCAACUCGGGCGGCAGCGUGAAGGACCGCAUCGCCCUGCGCAUGGUGGAGGACGCGGAGCGCGAUGGCCUCCUCCAGCCCGGGGACACCAUCAUCGAGCCCACGUCCGGCAACACCGGGAUCGGGCUGGCCCUGGCCGCUGCCGUCAAGGGCUACCGCUGCAUCAUCGUCAUGCCGGAGAAGAUGAGCGCCGAGAAGGUGGACGUGCUGCGUGCACUGGGAGCGGAGAUCGUCCGCACGCCAACGAGCGCGAGCUUCGACUCCCCCGAGUCUCACGUGGGCGUCGCCUGGAGACUCAAACACGAGAUCCCCAACGCCCACAUCCUGGACCAGUAUCGCAACCCCGGGAACCCACUCGCGCACUACGACAUCACUGCCGAGGAGAUCUUGGAGCAGUGCGAUGGCCGUGUGGAUAUGCUGAUUGCUGGCGCUGGGACUGGCGGCACCAUUUCUGGCCUUGCGCGGAAGUUAAAGGAGAAGUGCCCAAACUGCAAGAUCGUGGGCGUGGACCCAGAGGGGUCGAUCCUGGCCCUGCCCGACGAGCUGAACAGGACGGAGAAGACAGCGUACGAGGUGGAGGGCAUCGGAUACGACUUCGUUCCCACGGUCCUCGACAGAACGGUGGUGGACGUGUGGUACAAGAGCACGGACGAGACCUCCUUCCUCAUGGCGAGACGCCUCAUCCGUGAGGAGGGCCUGCUAUGCGGCGGGAGUUCGGGGUCGGCGAUGGCGGCGGCGGUGGAAGCUGCGAAGUCGCUGCGCGAAGGUCAACGCUGCGUCGUCCUCCUGCCAGACUCGAUCCGCAACUACAUGUCCAAGUUUCUCAGCGACCAUUGGAUGGCGCAGAAGGGAUUCCUCCCUGAAGAAGACUACCUGGUGAACAAGCCUUGGUGGUGGGACAUGAAGGUUCAAGAUUUGUGUCUCUCCGCGCCGCUCACCGUCCUGCCGACGGUCAGCUGCCAGGAGACGAUGACGCUCUUGCGCGAGAAGGGAUACGACCAGGUGCCCGUGGUGAACAGCGCAGGGCUGGUGCUGGGCAUGGUGACUCUUGGUAACAUGCUGUCCUGCACGCUCGCUGGCAAGGUCAAACCUUCCGACCCCGUCUCCAAGAUUCUCUACAAGCAAUUCAAGCAGAUCACGCUGAAGGACAACCUGGGCAAGCUGUCGCGCAUCCUGGAGACGGAUCACUUUGCGCUGGUGGUUCACGACCAGAUUCAGUAUCAUGGCCAGGGCCACUCGCAGAAGCAGAACAUGGUGUUCGGGAUCGUGACGGCCAUCGACCUGCUCAACUACGUGACGACGCGCGAGAAGGAGACCCAGGUCAUCGGAGUCUGAGCCGCGACAGGGUCCCCAGGCCACGACUCGCUCGGCCGCCCGCCCGCCGUGUGACGUGCGCUGCCUGUGCGUCGCUACCGUCUGUGCGUGUCUGGUGGUAUUAUUGCCGCUGCGUCCGUGUGUGUCCGUGAGUGUGUCCGUGUGUGUCUCUCUGCGUCCGUGUUCAUCUGUGUUGUGUCGUCCGGUAGUGCUGUGUGUGUGUGUGUCUGGAGGUAUUAUUGCCAGUGUGUUUGUGUGUUCGUCUGGUAGCAUUAUACUGUCUCUGUGUCUGGUGGCAUUAUACUGUGUCUGUUGUGUCUGGUGGCAAUGUGCUGCGUGUGUCUCCGUCUCAGAAAAUGGUUAAUUGUGUUCGUGUGUGCACAUUUGUGAGAUGAUGAGAGGAGUAGCAGCAUCGUGGUUGGCACACUGCACUCAAUUUCUGGUGACCAGAGUUAAAUUCCCAGCCGUGGCUGACGACCUCGGUGGAGUGUUUUAUCUCAACUGGUCCUGGGCCCCUCCCCAAAGUCAACUCGGCCCCAAAUGAGCGCCCGAGUUAUGGUGCGCGUGCGUGAACAUCGCCAAAGUGGCCAGGCACGGUACUGCUGGCCACACACUACCUGCUUGUGUGCCGUGCCGGCCUUUUAAUAGCCGCUCGCCAACGGAAAUUUUACCCACGUGGUUUGUAAGGCUCCGCGGGGAGGAGGGGGGGGGGAUCUAAGUAACGUGUGCGUGCGUGUAGUUGCGUGUUGCGUUCCUGACGCCUGGUGUUGUUGAAGUUUGUUCACGAAUCGUUUUUUCCUAAACGCCGAUCGGAGUGUUGUGACGCUUGUCAAGCGGUUCGCGUGCAAGUUGCCAGCGGCGUUGUCACUUUAUCAGCGACUCGCUCGGAAAUGUUUGGCGAGUGGAAACAUCUUCUGGCGAUGGCUUUUCGCAGUCCCCCUCCGUGUUGUGGCAGGUAUGGUAAAAGCGAUGUUUUUUUUUGAGAGAGAGAACGUACGUUUACGAAGUUUAAACUUGCCGCUAGUCUCGGCGUGCCUCCUCGCAUCUCCUCUGUAACUUAUGGAGCAACGUGUUCACGGAGUUGCUCUCCAUCAAACCACAUUUUGAUUUAUUCGAUUGCCAAAGCCUUGUUUUCCGUGCUAAUCAAUGUCUUCUUCAAACCGGUAGACGACGGAUGUGUCGGGUCAAAUUCCCUGUUAAACAGUACGAUGGCAUAAAAAAAAUGAGACUGUGAUUUUUUUAUAAUUAUUAGAUUUUAGGUUUCCGACUUUUAAGGUAUUGAGUAGCCACUGCAGGUAUAUGGGUGGGAAGAGUCGGCGCUGACAUUAGUGGGUGGUACACAACUGCUGAAUUUGGCCAGUGGUGGCGGAGUGAUUGUGCGUGCCUCGGCAGACACUUGCAACCAACUCGCCCUCCACGCAAAUACACAAUCUCACGUCUGCUUGCUUUGGCGAGCAAGCGGUAAAGGCCCUCCGGAUUAUGUAUUCAAAUCGGUUCCGUAAUACGAUUUUCGAUUUUUUUAUUUUUUGACCAGCUCCGGUCUCAACGCCAGCAGCGCCGGGCAAUCCCGCAUUGAUAUUCGUGCCAGGCCGAUCUGCCUGGCACACGGUGGGGCUCGUGUGCACGUGUGUGUGGCCGAGCAUCGGGCCAGCCUCGGGAGAUGGAGAUGCAUGUGAGCACUGUGCUGACUGCGACGUCCGUCUCUCUCCGUGUGUUCGCGUAUCCGAACUUCCUGCGCACCGCGCGCGGCCGACCGUGCCGAUCGGACGGACGACAAACCAAACGCAAAGAAAGCAGCAGUUGGAAGGAAAUGAGUUUGCAAUCUGGAUUUUAAAAGUGCGUAGCCUCCGGUGGUAAUCUCCCUGAGACAUCGGGGGUUGUAGGGCACGCUGCGGGCUGUGCAUGUGGAGUCGUGCUACUGGGGAUUUUUAUGGCAUUGAUGAUGAAAUGUUUACUCUUGAAACGACCGUACAUUUACCGUAGUGCUUUCUUGCGUUCGAGCUGGACCAUCUGUCCAUUGUGUGUAAGCAAAGUGUGUGGCCAAUAGGUUAGUGCCUCGAAUUGUUUCGUCGUUUUUCAAUGUGAGAUCGGAAUAAGUGAAGUUUUUCCAGUAAUUCAGUUGAAGGUUUUUUUUUUGUUCAAGCUAAUAACUGCACAGAAUAAGUCUCUUAAUUUAAUUGUUAUUUUCUUUUAGUCUUCCCGGACAUCUGUAUUGCAAUUUUAAAUAAAGGAUUUGUUGGUGGUAGCGAUGA